AUGUUGGUAGAUGACAUAGACGACAUAGACUUCAGAGACGACAUAGACUUCAGAGAUGACAUAGACUUCAGAGACGACAUAGACUUCAGAGAUGACAUAGACUUCAGAGAUGACAUAGACUUCAGAGAUGACAUAGACUUCAGAGAUGACAUAGACUUCAGAGACGACAUAGACUUCAGAGAUGACAUAGACUUCAGAGACGACAUAGACUUCAGAGAUGACAUAGACUUCAGAGAUGACAUAGACUUCAGAGAUGACAUAGACUUCAGAGAUGACAUAGACUUCAGAGAUGACAUAGACUUCAGAGACGACAUAGACUUCAGAGACGACAUAGACUUCAGAGACGACAUAGACUUCAGAGAUGACAUAGACUUCAGAGACGACAUUGGCCCAACCUAA
This is a messenger RNA of Biomphalaria glabrata, 399 nucleotides long. RefSeq names its product cerebellar degeneration-related antigen 1-like. Lineage: Eukaryota; Metazoa; Mollusca; Gastropoda; Planorbidae. The record is from RefSeq and is a predicted model, not a curated record. The transcript has 2 exons. The coding region runs from base 1 to 399 and encodes 132 amino acids.